AAUUCCGUCCGUGAAAUUUUCUUGCUACUAAAUAUUCCAUGGUCAACUGUUAGUGGUAGUAAAACAAAGUGGAAGCAACUGGAAACAACAGCAACUCAGCCACAAAGUGGUAGGCCAUGUAAAAUGACAGAGCAGGGUCAGCGCAUGCUGAAGUACACAGUUCGCAGAAGUCACCAACUGUCUGCAGAGUCAAUAGGUAAAGACCUCCAAGCAUUGUAUGGCCUUCAGAGUGCUUCAUGGAAUGGGUUUCCAUGUUCGAGCAGCUGCUUCAAAGUCUUACAUCACCAAGUGCAAUGCAAAGCAUCGGAUGCAGUGGUGUAAAGCACGCUGCCACUGGACUCUAG
Staurois parvus is the source of this 344-nucleotide messenger RNA. Lineage: Eukaryota; Metazoa; Chordata; Amphibia; Anura; Ranidae. The record is from the annotation of a GenBank genome assembly.